UGCAUUGGAUCAGAAAUGGGCUCUGUUAAGAUUGAAUUUGCAGUUCAGAUGAAAGGGGACGAAGCCUAUGCAAACACACUGCGAAAGGCUCUGGAUGGUUUGGGUGAAGUGGAUGUCGACUUGAAAGAGGGACGUGUGAUCGUUCAGACUGAGAGUCCGUGGUCAGAGGUGCACGAUAAGAUUGAGGCCACCGGACGAAAGGCUGUGCUGUCGGGAUUUGGCGGACAGUCGGCAGUUGCUCUGAUCAACACAACCGGCAGUGUGGUGGACCGAACGCCUGUCCAAGGCGUUGUACGGUUUACUGCCAUCAGUGCAAAGAAGCCUGCCGUUUUGGUGGAUGUCGUAGUGGAUGGCCUGGAGCCGGGAUUGCACGGCUUCCACAUACACGAAAGUGGCGAUGUUUCCCUAGGGUGUGCCUCUGUUGGCGACCACUAUAACCCGCGUCAGUCGCGUCACGGCAGCCCAGAAGCAUCGAGUUCAGAACGGCACGCUGGCGACUUAGGCAAUCUACGUGCUGAUGAGAGUGGACGGGCAAAGAUCCGGUUUGUGGAUGCUGAGCUGGAGGUGGCGGAGAUUAUCGGAAGGGCUGUUGUUAUAACAGCCAGUGCUGACGAUCUGGGACUUGGUGCAAACGACCAAAGUCUGAUUGACGGCAACUCGGGCGAAAGAAUCGCCUGCGGGAUAAUUGCUCGCUCGGCGGGAAUAAUGGAGAACUUUAAGAGAAUCUGUGCCUGUGAUGGCGUUACGCUUUGGGAUGAACGCAACAAACCUCUGGCUGGAAAGGAGCGCUCCCAAAAGCUCUAAAUGUUUCACAUCCACCUCUGACUUUGUAAAUAAAUUAUAAUUAUAUGAUUAAAAGUUUUAUUAGUA
This is a messenger RNA of Drosophila subobscura, 870 nucleotides long. RefSeq names its product copper chaperone for superoxide dismutase-like. The record is from RefSeq and is a predicted model, not a curated record. Lineage: Eukaryota; Metazoa; Arthropoda; Insecta; Diptera; Drosophilidae. Gene Ontology annotation, biological process: removal of superoxide radicals. Gene Ontology annotation, molecular function: copper ion binding.